This is a messenger RNA of Physella acuta, 633 nucleotides long. RefSeq lists its product as uncharacterized. Lineage: Eukaryota; Metazoa; Mollusca; Gastropoda; Physidae. The record is from RefSeq and is a predicted model, not a curated record.
AUGGAACAGCUGUCCAGCGACUCUAUUUUAAGUCACAAUGUUUUCAUCAAUGUUUGCAACACGGAGAGCAAAGUGUUCAAUUGGGUUGUCUGUGCAGAGAAAGCACACCCUCCCAGAGUGUCCCAGAGAAAGCACACCCUCCCAGAGUGUCCCAGAGAAAGACCUCCCUCCCUGAGUGGCCCAGAGAAAGACCUCCCUCCCAGAGUGGCCCAGAGAAAGACCUCCCUCCCAGAGUGCCCCAGAGAAAGACCUCCCUCCCAGAGUGGCCCAGAGAAAGACCUCCCUCCCAGAGUGGCCCAGAGAAAGACCUCCCUCCCAGAGUGGCCCAGAGAAAGACCUCCCUCCCAGAGUGGCCCAGAGAAAGACCUCCCUCCCAGAGUGGCCCAGAGAAAGACCUCCCUCCCAGAGUGGCCCAGAGAAAGACCUCCCUCCCAGAGUGUCCCAGAGAAAGACCUCCCUCCCAGAGUGGCCCAGAGAAAGACCUCCCUCCCAGAGUGUGCCAGAGAUAGACCUCCCUCCCAGAGUGUCCCAGAGAUAGACCUCCCUCCCAGAGAAAGACCUCUCUCCCAGUGUCCCAGAGAAAGACCUCACUCCCAGAGUGUCCCAGAGAAAGCACACCCUCCCAGAGUUUAG